This is a messenger RNA of Saccostrea echinata, 600 nucleotides long. Its product is annotated as huntingtin-interacting protein K-like. Lineage: Eukaryota; Metazoa; Mollusca; Bivalvia; Ostreida; Ostreidae. Gene Ontology annotation, biological process: negative regulation of apoptotic process; protein stabilization. The transcript has a single exon. The coding region runs from base 29 to 379 and encodes 116 amino acids. The record is from RefSeq and is a predicted model, not a curated record.
UGUCUAGCACCGGUAUCCCUCUACAAGCAUGGCGAAUAACGAAGAUGACGCUCAGAUUGAAGUGGAAGAAUCUACUGAAAUUAAGACAAAAAAGCACGAUUCGGGUGCAAGGGAUCUUGAAAAGGUUACAGACUAUGUUGAAGAAAAGGAAAUAUCAGCUCAGAGCAUCGGAGAUGCGAUGAAAGCAAUGAGUGAUAGGAAAACUAAAGAGAGGGCGAAAAAACAGGAAAGAGAACGGGAGCUGGCUAAAGUUAAAAUAAACAAAGAAGAUGUGGACUUGAUUGUAGCGGAAAUGGAAAUUUCGAGACAAGUUGCUGAGCGGAAACUACGGGAACACAACGGUGAUGUUGUCGAAGCGUUAGUUGCGUUAACGAACUAAGAAUGAUUUAUGUGUACAUGGAUAUGGAGAUGGAAAGUUAAUGUUUUAUAGAACAAACAUGUCUAGAUAACUGAAAAGGGAUGUAGUAACAAUUUUAAGUUAUUAUUCAUGUCCAGACUUAUUAGUUAUGCUAGUACUUAUCAAGAUAUUUAUUAACAUUUAUCAAGUUUCUUGAUAAAUUUGAAGCAUGUAAAUAAAUAAAGCUAGAAUGACAUAACUUA